UAACACGAUGCCUUCGCCGUCGCGGAGCCGUCAGACGCGAUUGAAGGUCCUAAUUCACAGUGCUUCCAACUUGCCUCGUGGCGAUGAACGAGGAUUGUCGGAUCCUUAUGUGGUUUGCUUCUUGGGCGAGGACGAAGCAGCACCCGCCUUUCAAACACAGGUUUGCCGCCAAACUCUAGACCCUGUUUGGGAUGAGGAGCACCUGGUGAAUCCGUACACACCCGGCAGUGACAUAGUCUUGCAGGUCCUGGAUCAGGACGACACCUUCAAAGAUAUCACAGAACGUCUCAUGUCGUUUCGUGGCGUGGGGAGCGACUUCCUGGGAGAGGUGCGAUUAGCUUCGGACGAGUUCUAUCCGUAUGGCUUUGAAGGUGACCUCCUGCUUGAGGGUGUGCCUGAAGGUCGAAAUGCGCUUCUCCGUUUGCGUAUCAUCGUCGAUGAGGGAAAAAUACAGGAGUUCGUGGCACCACCCACUGCACCACAGCUGCCGGUGGCGUCCAAGCACGAGCCCGGCGUCAACGAGACCUACUUCGAUACAGCAGAAUGUGAGGCGAUGGAGAACCUUCCAAAGGAGGAGGCGGCUCCAAAAGUGAGGACAAGUGCAAAGAAGAGUGAGCCAGCCAAAGGGAAGCUGGAGAAGACUGAACAGAGGGGUGGAUCCAGCCCCUCGGGUGGACGGAAAGCAGUUAGCGCUGUGGAGGUGCGUCAGGUCUCCGUAACCAUGGUGGGCGCCAAGAACUUGGGCUUCAGGUGUGCAUCCUACUGCACCUGUGAGGUGAAAGGCGACUUGCGUUUCUCCGGCCGCAGUCAUGUGGUGAACGACUCCAUUGAUCCUGUAUGGCAGAAGACGGUGGCCUUCGACUACGACGGCGUCGAGCCCAUGGUGUUCUGCGUCUUCCGCAAGGAGGUGUGGCCAAAGCAUGAUAGCCUACUGGGAAUCGCCACCCUAGAAGCCGAGGAUCUGAGAGCGGACAGCUUGGAGCGAGAGAUUCUGCUGGAAGGGGCGGAGGAUGAGGCCACCCUCUCAGUGAAGGUGACCUCCAGUCACAAGCGCCGGGUGGCUCGGCAAGAGCAUCCGCAUCAACGAUAUUUGGAAGAACCGGCAAAGAGACUGGAGCCACUCUCCAAUGCCACAAAGACUGCCCCGCACCCUGCAGAGAUGAGGCCCAGAAGGUUGAAAGUGCUGAUUCAAAGCUUUCGGGGGCUGCAUGGCUUGGAUCUUGCAACGAGGCGAUGUUUCUCCUGCAUUUGCGCUGUGGCCGGGCACCGACAUGCCGAUCUGCAAACCGGUAGCGCCUUUGAAGCUGGGUAUCAAACUGUGUGGAACAUGGAAGGGGAAAUCUACGACUACUUCCCUGGGGAUGACUUGGAGUUCCACAUCGCUGCUGAGGGCUCGAACCUGGAGGGGUCAGCCACCUUGAGGUGCCACCAGUUCUUUCCCUUUGGCUUCAACUCGGACUUGACCCUCUCCAGUGAUGGGCACGGUAUCAUUGGCCUGUUGAGGGUGAAAGUCACCGUGGAAAAGGAUGAAGUUCAGAAACCCAUCAGGGGGACUGGGUUGCGAAUGCUGGGUAUGCAUGGCAGUGCGGCGGCGCACCUGAGCCAACAGCAAGGUGACCGCUGGCUGAAGAGCCUGAACCCCGCCAGCGCUCUCCAGAGCUCCUUGGCCAUGGCCGCCGGCAGCGAGCGGCAUCGGCUCAACGAGUCCUCUGAGUCAGCGAUUCGCCGCAAGGCUCCCGCGGGCGGCUUGCAGCCGCAGGUCACUCACGUGGCCACUGCACCCAGCCGGCCCGUGGCGCCUGUGUCGGCGAGCUCCAUUCCAGUUGCAAGCUGCGAACCGGCGUCGCCUCAAUCCGUGCUGACCAUCACACCAGCAUCACCCAUUGGCUCCCCCAGUGCCAAAGUCCUCCCUAGCCACGCGCGGCCGAUACCAAGCGCCUCGCUCCCUGGGGUGCUGCCCAGCACCCCACAGUUCGCUCCAGCACGGUGCCUGGGGGCUCAGCUGCCCAUUCCGGCCAGGGGCCAGCCGAGUCAGCCGGUGACUGCAACGUAUGGGGCAUACACGGCGUCGUAUCCCAUCACAGUGCCGCAGGCUACUGGGACGCAGCAUGCAGUGCCGAUGGGAGUUACGACCGUGGCACCGGCCCAUAUGGGAGUGCAGCAGUCCUUUCCGAUGGUCAGUGGAAUGCCUGGUGGCACAGGCACUUCAGGAGUCAGCGCUGGGGCACUGUCGUUGCUGGCAGAAGCACAAGCGAGCUGGAGGGCUGGUGGAUGUGGCGCCACAGCUUUCUGAAUUUGCAGAUUGUACCAAUAAUAUCUCAUAAAUUUAAUU
Messenger RNA from Cladocopium goreaui, 2332 nucleotides. The record is from the annotation of a GenBank genome assembly. Lineage: Eukaryota; Dinophyceae; Suessiales; Symbiodiniaceae.